GGACUAACCCACAAACUUCUCUACACGGGAAUCAGCAAACCAUUCGUGAACUUAAGGUUCUGUGGUCUCUUUUAGAUUAGCAUUAACAUGAUAACCACUGCGAAAUUUUCUGCAUAACUAGUGGAUUGACCAACCCUCUCAUUAACUGCAUCGAUCUCAGCCUUAAAGAUUAUAGGUUAAUCAAACUACUCGAUUUUGCAGCAGGGUCAGUUGGAGUCGCUGCAACUUCCAUAUGGUAUUACACAUGUUCUAUUGACCAAAAUCUGGUGGCGACCAGCAACGAUCCAUCUUUGGUUAAAACAGGUUUCUUCAUGGGAUGCUUCUAUUGCUUUCUAUACUUAAAAAAAGACAUGUUCAUUCAGGAAAUGCAGCAAAGCUGAUAAUGUUUUUAUUUAUUUAUUCUGAAUUGCGAUGGAUGUAGGUGAUGUAUAAAUGAAAACAGGAUUUGCUUGUGUUCUUUGUUACCAUUUCAGUGGCCGUUUUAUACCUAUGAUACCCAGAUUCUUUAAAUUUUUGCAAGUAUGUCUGGUACAUGGGAUAGAUUUCCCAAAUGUAUGAAAAAAAAUCGAGUAUAUCCAACUCAUAUUAGACUUGUAACGGUAUUCGACGCUCACUUUCAAGUCUGGGUUUUCCCUUGAUCUCUACAUCACCUGCUUCUGCAUUCACACGGAAUUUAGUCUGCAGCAACUCUGCUUGAGUUUGAUAUAUAUAAUUGUGUUUGAAUGAAGUUUCUCAAACCGGUAACCUUAAAACUUCAAUCUGGUCAAUCUUAUUUUGGGAGCUUUAAAAAUAAAAGGUUUCAGCUCACUGUCGAAAUGAAAACUCUUUAAAACCUUCUUUAGGAAAGAUAAAAUGGAAUCAAACAUAAACAGGUUUAUGGUAAUUCACAUGCAGCGAUGUAAAUUUCUAGUUCUGCCUGCAAUUACCUUAAUCGCGGGUUAAGGUUUUUGAUCAACAUGUUAGUCUUAACAGUGACAGGCGAACUAAAUUCCAAAGUAGCAGGAGAAAGCCACUUGUCCAUCUUAACAGUGACAGGCGAACUAAAUUCCAAAGUAGCAGGAGAAAGCCACUUGUCCAACAAAACCUACCCAUAGGAAACAACAGAAACAAAACGCCACUGGCCAAAUUAAGAUUCUCCAGCCCUUCCCCCAAAGCCGCCUACAUUUAACUUGUCCUUUGUUCCUCCUCUCCCCUUCAUUCCCUUUACUCUUCCUUCUUAACCUCUCAGUCCGAUCUGAAACAGCAAAGAUGUCUGACAUGGCUGCCUCUGCUUCCAUUACAACCCCUCCCCAUGAAGUCGAUGAAUGCCGAGGUGUCCUUCGUGUUUACAGCGAUGGCUCCAUUUGGCGUUCUUCUAAGCCAAGCUUCAAUGUCCCAGUCAAUGAUGAUGGCUCUAUUUUGUGGAAAGAUAUUGUAUUUGAUCCUGUGCAUGACCUUCGGCUUAGGCUCUAUAAGCCAGCUUCACCUUCAUCACCCAAGCUCCCCGUCUUUUAUUACAUCCAUGGUGGUGGUUUUUGCAUUGGAUCACGUGCCUGGCCUAACUGCCAAAACUACUGCUUCCGCCUCGCUUCAAACCUUCAAGCUGUCGUGAUUUCGCCGGAUUAUCGUUUGGCUCCGGAGAACAGACUCCCGGCAGCCAUUGAAGAUGGUUUCAUGGCUAUGAAAUGGCUCCAAGCUCAAGCUCUGGCCAACAACCCUGAUCCAUGGUUAACUGGUGUAGCGGAUUUUAGCAAGGUGUUCAUAUCUGGUGACUCAGCCGGUGGUACUAUUGCUCAUAAUUUGGCGGUCCAACUAGGGGCUGGUUCAUUAGACCUGGCGCCGGUUCUGGUCCGAGGGUAUGUGCUUUUAGCACCUUUCUUUGGCGGGACAGUGCUAACAAGAUCCGAAGCUGAGGGUCCCAAAGAUGCCUUCCUUAAUUUGGAGCUCAUUGACAGGUUUUGGAGGUUAUCUGUACCGAUGGGAGAAACGACGGAUCACCCGCUAAUAAACCCUUUCGGGCCCGUCAGCCGCCAUCUGGAACAGGUGAAUCUAGACCCUAUUCUGGUGGUGGUUGGUGGAAACGAUCUGUUGAAAGACCGAGGAAAGGAAUAUGCUGAGAGAUUGAAGAACUGGGGGAAGAAGAUCGAGUACGUUGAAUUUGAAGGACAACAACAUGGGUUCUUCACUAUUGAUCCUAACUCUGAACCGGCCAAAGCUUUGAUGGUAAUAAUCAAACGAUUCAUCGUUGAAAAUUCUAGCUAAGAGGAUUUUUUAGGUAAAUAAUUGUCCUUUGUUUGAAUGAUGUAACGUCGGAUUGAUAUUAUAACGUAAUUACAACUUUGGGAAGAGAUGGUGGAUAUUCUUCCAUCCAGUAAACAUCCUGAACAUGUUUUGCAAGUUGAUGUGCAGCUUCAUUGAUCUUGCUAAAA
This is a messenger RNA of Gossypium arboreum, 2408 nucleotides long. RefSeq names its product probable carboxylesterase 15. Lineage: Eukaryota; Viridiplantae; Streptophyta; Magnoliopsida; Malvales; Malvaceae. Gene Ontology annotation, molecular function: hydrolase activity. Bases 1249 to 2241 code for a protein of 330 amino acids. The record is from RefSeq and is a predicted model, not a curated record. The transcript is spliced from 2 exons.